AUUGGAAAGCAGUUUGUUUUCGAGAUAUAGCCAUGCAGUAAAAUAAUUGCUUUAACAUUCGUUUUAAUAAUUAACAUUGGUUGUCUUCAAGUUUGCAUUGAGGUACACGUGCCUUAAGGACAUUAUCAGUCGUAUACAUUUAAACGGAUUGUUUAAUGUGAAUCAAAUACAUUUUAAUUGAAAAUUUGUGUUUAACCAUGGCAUAUGGAAGUUUGACUCCGAUUCAUAUGUUAAUAUUUCUAAUCGUAUUCUAUUUCUUCAAAAGUGCAAAUGGUCAAUGCGAUGGCACAGGUCCACUUUUAUUGAAUGCGACCGAUUCACCACAAUACUUUACAUCACCUAAUUAUCCAGGCAACUAUCCAGCUAAUGCUGAUUGCUCGUGGCGCAUUCUUGCACCAAGCACGGAUGACAGAAUCAUUAUCAACAUUGAAGAUUAUGAUUCAGAAAGUACAGCAUCAGAUUAUAUGGAUUUGUAUGAUGGCUAUAACGCAUCAGCAACACGUAUAAUCCGGAUGGCUGUUACUAACAGGAAGACUUUAAAUGCUUUUGUUAGCAGUAGUGAUGCUCUAUUCAUCACCUUUGUAUCUGAUUAUAUGAUACAAUAUACUGGUUUCCAAAUACUUUAUUUCACAAACAAAACAGCUAAUCAGCCGGGAUGUGAUGACACACUUACUGUAUCGGAUUCGGAGCAGAUAUUGAUGUCCCCAAAUUUACCAGCCGUAUAUAACGCAUCUCAUUCGUGUUCAUGGACAUUUUCAUCAACUACAGGAAUUUUGUUUCAAAUAAAGUUUCUUGACAUGAGUAAUUGUGGAAACAGUCACUUGAGAUUCUAUGAUGGUAAUUCAACGGCUGGCGCAGAACUUGAUUUAGUUUGUUCCACGGCUCUAGUAUAUGAGUUUACUGACAUAGAAACAAGCGAAUUUACCGGUCAUGUUGUCUGGACAGUUACCACUCCAACAUCUGACUUUUAUGGUUUUAUGUUGAUAUACAGGACUAACGUAGUAACAACAACAACAACGACAACAACAGCGGCUCCAACAACGACCUUGACACCUGGAGUUUUUGACAAUUGUACGGCCUCUGGGGCGUACAUGACUGCAUCUAUAUCACCAAACUUUGACUACAUAUAUUCACCUGAUUACGAAAGUGGGGUGUAUCCAAGUAACAAAUAUUGUAGAUGGUACGUCACGGCACCGGACAACUAUUCAGUCGAAGCAUAUUUUGACAAUGAAACAUACGCUAUUGAAAGCAAUAGCUACUGUCGCUAUGAUUACGUCAUAUUUUACGAUGGUAACUUAACAACGAAUACAAUGUUAGACAAGUUCUGUGGAUUGAUUCGACCAACCUCAGUGUACAGAAGUUCAAGCACUCAAAUGUUAAUAGUGUUUUCCUCAGACUAUGCCAUACAAAAAGCUGGGUUCAGAAUUAGAAUAAAGGCUGUUGACAACACUAUCCUCUUUUUGACUGACCACACAUUUUUUGCACGUACUUAA
This is a messenger RNA of Ruditapes philippinarum (Manila clam), 1493 nucleotides long. RefSeq names its product deleted in malignant brain tumors 1 protein-like. The transcript has 11 exons. The coding region runs from base 198 to 1493 and encodes 431 amino acids. Lineage: Eukaryota; Metazoa; Mollusca; Bivalvia; Venerida; Veneridae. The record is from RefSeq and is a predicted model, not a curated record.